AUGUCGCUUCUCAAAGGCCGCAAUGUCGUCGUCACAGGUGCCACUCGGGGGAUUGGACGUGGCAUAGCCAUUGGCUUGGGUGAGCAAGGUGCCAACGUUUACAUCACCGGUCGUACCAAGGGUCCUGGUCCGGGUUCCUUGGAGGAGAUCGCAGAGCGAAUCAGAGAAGUCGGCGGCAACUGCGACUAUUUCGUCGUGGACCAUUCGGAUGAUAAGCAAAUUGAAGACCUUUUUGCCCAGCUAGCCACUCGUCUUGCAGCGGAUGGAUCCAAAUUGGACUUCUUUGUCAACAACGCCUACUCAGCUGUGCACUUCCUCACGAGUUCCGCUGAGGUUCCAUUUUGGAAGAAGAGCGUAAAAAACCCAUCCGUCCCAGAUCCAGACUCCAACCCGGGAGACUAUUGGGAUUGCGUCAACGGCGUAGGGCUGAGGAACAAUUUUAUAUGUUCCACACGCGCUAUUCGAAUGAUGGAGCCGCAUGGAAGCGGCAUGAUCAUUAACAUCACAUCUUGGGGUGGUAUGACCAGCUUAUUUGAUCCGGUUUAUUCUAUUGGCAAGCAAGCGAUUGACCGCAUGGCUGCGGAGCUCGCACUUGCUGCACCGGAGGGCGUCAAAUCCAUUGCAUUCUGUCCUGGCUUCGUGACCACAGAUGUCUUGCUUGAGGUAGCCACAAAAUUAGCGGAAGAAGCACAACGCCAAGGCCAAGACCAACAACCAGAGAUUUUGCCGCUCUGGAAUGCUGAGUCCCCUCGUUUCGUGGGCAAGGUCCUCGCUGCUCUGCUCACGGAGAAGGGGGAGCCUCUCUGGGACAAAAUGAACGGCAAGGUGGUCAUCGCCGCAGAGGUUGCUGACGUUCUUGAUGUCACUGAGGACGACGGCUUCAGACCACUUUCGUUUAGGUCUAUUAGGUACUUUUUAAUGUCACAGGUCGGCUUCUUAAUCCAUUCUCCAUUAAGACUGCUUAUCCCCCGGACUUUGAAAGCUUCGUGGCCAGCUGUACGGUGGGGAGCUGGGGCGGCGAAGUACUGGAACUAG
Chondrus crispus (carragheen) is the source of this 1035-nucleotide messenger RNA. RefSeq lists its product as hypothetical. The transcript has a single exon. The coding region runs from base 1 to 1035 and encodes 344 amino acids. The record is from RefSeq and is a predicted model, not a curated record. NCBI's taxonomy places the organism in Eukaryota, Rhodophyta, Florideophyceae, Gigartinales, Gigartinaceae.